This is a messenger RNA of Wallemia mellicola CBS 633.66, 2712 nucleotides long. RefSeq lists its product as hypothetical. The transcript is spliced from 5 exons. Lineage: Eukaryota; Fungi; Basidiomycota; Wallemiomycetes; Wallemiales; Wallemiaceae. Gene Ontology annotation, biological process: positive regulation of transcription by RNA polymerase II. The record is from RefSeq and is a predicted model, not a curated record. Gene Ontology annotation, molecular function: zinc ion binding; DNA-binding transcription factor activity, RNA polymerase II-specific; transcription cis-regulatory region binding. Gene Ontology annotation, cellular component: nucleus. The coding region runs from base 102 to 2621 and encodes 839 amino acids.
ACGGUCUACCCGCAGAACUUGCCAGUGCAGCUUCUGUGGCAGGACUGAGUGAUAGAAACUGGGAUGCUGAUGAUGUGAGAGCUUUCCAAGAGUUUCUCGAUAUGAGAGGGAGAGCUAUGCAGCAAUCUAUCCCACCUGUAGCAGCAGCACCUGCCGUCACAACUGUACAGCCGUUCAACGAGUACAUCAGUCUAGGUUUGGAGGGGUCGACGACGACGGAGAGCACACCACAGAUACAUAGUUCACCUCCUAUGGGAUCCACUUCUACAAUGUCACGCGAUGAUCUACAAACACAGUCUAAAGAACAAGAGUCAGCUGACAAGAAGAAGUUCAGGAGGAGUAGAAAAGGUUGCUACACCUGUAGAGCUAGAAAAAUUAAGUGUGAUGAAGGCAGACCUGUAUGUCAUCGAUGCCAAGUAGCAAAGCGAGAGUGUAAAUUUCCGCCUUCAAUCGAUUACAACAACGAUAACAACAGACGGGGUACCGGAAAUUUAGAUGACGAGGAUUCAAAUGGUGACCGACCCGGUUGGCUCAAGUAUACGACAGAUCCCCCAGAUUUCUUAGCCCCGUUCUUGCCCGAUAGUAGUAGUAACCCGACAGCACCACGAAUCACCAAUGAUUCAGAAGCUUCACAAGUAUCACAGAUUGGUCCGAGAUUUCCUGCUCCAACUUUCUUAGACGUAGACGGAAAUAUUGGUCCAGCUCUAAGCAACGCAUUCCCACCACCACAACCAGAUGUUAGUUUAUCACAGAAUAUGGCCAGCUUUACAAGGGAUUUUGAGAUGUUGUCUCAGGGUUCUGAAACACCUGCUCAUAAAAGACAAAGGAAGAGUGAAGAUAAAAGCGUAGACAAUGACGAUACAUCUAUGCAGCCGUCAACACCUUCACCUUUUGACGCAUUAUAUCCACCAUCACCAUUCGCGAUCCCAUUCGAAACUAAAUUUCCAACAUCAUCAAAUCCACCAGAUAUUAGCAAAUUGAGAGAAGAUGAGCGCGCGGAUCCACCACGUACAACGGCAUUCCAAAUAGAUGAAGGAGAAGGAGAAGAUGACGAUACACUUCAUAAGCAAUUAACAAAAAAUAUGGAGAGUUCAACAUCCAAAACGUCAUCUGUUGAAACUAGUUCACCUUUAUUGUCGAAUCCAGAUUAUCUUUUUCCUUUCUUUCCCGCUCCUCAGGAUAGAAUGUUGGUACAUCAUUAUCUUACUCAAUCUGUUAGAUUCAUUAUCGCACUCAAUCUACCCCAUUCAGUUAAUCCGUGGAUACGUAUACAUGCGCCAUUAGCGUUUGGUAUGAUUGCAGACAAGAAUCCGAAUGAAGCCUAUGCCCAAGCACAAGUUACUGGACAGGGGAUUAGUGUAGAAGCACUCCGCACGGGGUUGUUGAGUGUCUCGGCUGUACAUCUUGCUUAUCUCCGUGGAAAAGAUCCGGCAAGUAGAGAUCUAGCAGCUAGCCUGAGAAGAACUGCUGUUAGGUAUCUCCAAAAAGCAGUCAGCGCAGGUGAAGUUGAGACAGACACUUUCUUGGCCGGUGUACUUAGUGUCGCAAUGCGUGAUAUUCUAGCUGGUGAUCCUGGAUGGAAAGGUAUUUUAGAGCUUGCGAAAUCUGUUAUACAAAAACGUGGUGGACCUAUAAAAAUGCUUGAGACGGGCAAACCAUCAAAGAAGAAAGAGGUUUCAGUUCCUAGAUUUUUAUUAGAACAAUUAGCAACACGUGAUGUAUUUGGUUCCCUCACAACGGGCGAAGAGCCUGCUAUUAUCAAAGGCUGGUCACCGUGGUUCCUAGAAUUAGGUGAAACUGGUAGUUGUGAUUGGGAAUGGGAAAGUGUAGAGCGUAUGUUUGGUUUGAGUAGGGGUAUGGUUGAUCUUAUAGCACGUAUCUCUUCACUUGUUGCAAGAAAACGUAAAUUAGGAUUACCAUUGUAUGAAAAUGAUGCUCAGAAAGCUGAACGAUGCGGUUGCAAUAGCGGUGAUUCAACACCUGAAAUGAGAGGUAGAUCAGAAUUACGUAGUAAUCGUAAAGUUAGAUCAUCAGGUAGUGAUUCACGUUCACGUACUAGAGUUUCACGUCAAAGUCGUUCAUCAAAUUCACGUACUCGUUCACGCUCAGCGAGAAGGAAUACAGAUAAUAAUGACGUUAUUAAAGAAAUGCGUAGACAGGCAUUACAGGAAGAAGCUAGAGAGACUCUUGCCGAGCUUGAAAAUUUCUCUAAUCAGAUGAACUUCAUACAGUUACAUCCUAGAGUUAGCGUUGGUAAUCAUGCCCAUAGGUACGCAAUGCAAAUUCAUAUUCUUCGUAAUUUAUUUGAAGUUUCGACGAAUGAUGAGAGGGUCGUAAGGGCAACGGAAAGUAUACUUGAAGUAUGCUUUGAAGGAUCGUCUACUGGGAUGGUAGUCUGGUUGACCUGGCCAGUAUUGAUUGCAGGUAUGCACUCCACAUCAUACGAACAGAGAGCAUCUGUACUUGCACUUUUACAAUCGUUUAAAACGCAAGCUUGUUGGGAUGUUGAAUCAGCUGAGGCUAUUUUGAAGGAAUAUUGGAGAAGAUACGACCUUGGUCAUAACACACUCUCCUGGAUGGAUGUUAUGAGGGAUAUGAAUUUGGACGUCUUGUUGGUUUAAAGUUUUUAUUAGAGCGUAUCGUUAUAGAAGAGAUCUGCGUAAGAAAAAAAGAAUUUGUGUACUUUUAUUCAUUGAAAUAUGUCAUGACAAG